Messenger RNA from Tuber aestivum (summer truffle), 2257 nucleotides. The record is from the annotation of a GenBank genome assembly. NCBI's taxonomy places the organism in Eukaryota, Fungi, Ascomycota, Pezizomycetes, Pezizales, Tuberaceae.
AUGGCAUUGCGAUAUCUGACCACGUUUUCCGCCCUCCUUACAACCAUUCUAGCAAAAGAGACCGUCGACCCGAGUCCACUGAAGGACCCGAGACUCCUGCUCACACCGGGUCUCCUCCCCGCGAGGCCUCUGCUCGGGCAGGGCAACGACCCAUUCGGACCAUUGCUCUUUGGCGUGACCGGGCGACUCCUUAGGCACGCUAAUCUCGAGAACCGUGUCUGCGGGGGAUCGGCCCUUCACUCGGCCUGUUCGGGUGAUGCGGCGAAAUGCUGCCCAACUGGCGGGGAUUGCUGCGGCGAUGGAACCUGCUGCGAGUAUGGACAUGUUUGUCAGAAAAAUCAUCUGGAGAGGACGGUUUGUUGUCCGAAGGGUCAGGAUUGUUCCCUGGUGUUGCCGAUUGUGAGUUACUCCUUUUUCUUGGUCAAUCUUGAAAAGGGGGCACUGUGUUGAUUGCUCUUCAGAACCCAUGUGCGAUUGCGACCCAUACCAAGUGUGCGGGCUUCGAUGCUUGCUGCCCGCCGAAUAAGACCUGUCGGCUCGCUGGUAGUGAUAUAACUUGUGUUGACCUGGUAAGCUUAAAGAGCUUUUUUUUUGUUUUUUAUUUUGCAAUGAUCGGGUUCCCCGUUUUUCUUUAUCCCUUUUCAGCCAGCCACUAACGUCCCCGACAGCCCGGUGGUGGAGGCGGCAAUGUACUUGCAAGACGUGCGGAAAGUUCUGCUGCGAUGGUAACUGGCGGCUCGGGAUCAGUGCCGACGUCUUCCCCUCCGUCGAGCUCCGCUCUCCAGAGCUCCUCUGGCGGCGGCUCCCCCCCAAGUAGUACCCCCCUUCAACAGUCUUCGUCUGGCGGGACUCCCCUCCAACCGUCUUCAUCUAGCAAGGCUCCCCCCCUUCAACCGUCUUCAUCCAGCAAGGCCCCCCCCCUUCAACCGUCUUCAUCCAGCAAGGCCCCCCCCCUUCAACCGUCAUCUAGCAAGGCUCCCCCCUCCGUCACUGCCCAGCCACCCUCCAUCACUGCCCAACCACCCUCUGCUACCACCCGACCGCCUUCGGCCACCGUUCAGCCACCCUCAGCCACCAAUCGGCCACCUUCAAACACCGCUGGAGGGUCACCUUCGAUCACCAAUAGACCACCCUCAACCACCAAUCGGCCGCCUUCAACCAAUCGGCCACCAUCACUCUCCGGGCAAUCGAUAGUAAUUACAACCAGAUCCGGAAAAACGGUAACACUAGGUAACACUCCGCCUUCUCCUAACACUCCGCCUUCCCCUAACACUAUCACCGAAACCCAAACCCCCACCCCUGACCGAGACUCCUCGGGCUUCGUACAAACCAUCUCACAAACGCGCGGUAAAGAUGCAAGUGCGGCCACCCGCGACGGCACUGCAACUACUAAAGCCUCGACAGUCGCUAUUGCCGGGGGCAGUACGAGCGGGAGCCGGCGAACCGCUUCAACCUCCACUGUCGAAACCUCCACAAUGACCUCGGCCAUUAUCUCCGAUGGCACAACCAGCUUUGUCGAAAUCCCCGUUGUCACCACCCGAGCCGUUGGUCCGGAUUUUGCUGGGGCUGAGUCCACCGGCACCGGCAGUGGUGGUGGCAGUGGUGGCAGUGGUGGCAAGAGCGGCCCCGGUGCAGCGGUCAUAGCGGGCGCCUCUAUUGGCGGAACAAUCAUCCUCGCGGCGAUAGUGUUCGGAAUCUUGCUCCUCGCGAAGAAGAAGAGGGCGCGGAGGAGGGAGGAUCCGGAUUUUCAGGGGAUAUUCACACCCCCACCCGUGCGGGAACCGACGAUUCCGGUGCUGCCGCCGUCUAGUGGUGCUGGCGGGCGUGGGAGCACUGCGUCCCCCGUGUCAGAGUUGUCUUUGAGAGGGGUUGUGACGUCGAUGCCUAGGUAUUCGAGCAUGCAUGUGCCGCCUGACGUAGCGGAGUUGCAGGAGGACGUGGCAAGGGAGGAGGAGGAGAAUAGGACUUCCGAGUGCAUGUUUUCCUCUAUCCAUUAAGCUGCAGUUUCUAUGCUAACUUGACGACAGAUUAUCCAACGAAUAUACCGCACGAACUACACAACAGUGAGCAGCAGCAGGUAUAUAACGGACAUCCAGUGCAUGCGCAGCCCGGGCUACACGAAGCUUAUGGAAACCCACCUCCGGGAUCUCCACCUCCGGGAUCUCCACCUCCGCAGCAGCAAUAUGGACCUCCACAGCAGCAGGAGUACAUAGCAUAUCCAGGCGGGAAUGGCGGUGUGUAUCACAGAGGGUAUUAA